This is a messenger RNA of Rattus norvegicus (Norway rat), 1926 nucleotides long. NCBI's taxonomy places the organism in Eukaryota, Metazoa, Chordata, Mammalia, Rodentia, Muridae. The record is from RefSeq and is a predicted model, not a curated record.
UUUUUUUUUUUGGUAUGAAAAGCUAAAGGGUGGGUAAAACUAUCAAGAUGUGGGAGAGAUUCGUUUGCUCUUGAACAAAGUAUGGGCCUGGAUAUGACGUGAGUUUCUGCAGUUUGGGGGAGAAGGCGGUAGGGAAGUGUAAGUUUCAGGGAAAAAGAAGUAGUGGGAAAUUGAAUAAUGGCGGUGACACAGAACAAUGAAGGUGGAUGUUAGUUGGUUAGAGAUACUUCAGAACUACUUUCUCUUUGGAUUUUGUUGUUGUUGUUGUUGUUAAGAAAAAGUCUUUAAAAACCACACAUGUUCAAGUAAGGCGAAGGUAUCUGCAGUCUUGAGAUGAAGGUCAUGGGUUGACAGAUGUUUUUCUGGUGUGGAUAUGGCGGAUUUCUGCCCUGGCAGAGUGAAGGAGGAAUGCCUCAUCCCUUAAAUUGCAACCAAGGCAAUGGCUUACUACCUCAACUCAGAAGCCCACCUGGAUCCGGGGCCCAUCUAUGUUCGAGAAAAUGGGCAGCUCCACAUGGUCAGUCUGGCCUUGGAUGGUGUUAAGAACAGCCUGCAGAAGCCACGGCCUUUCAGACUCUUUCCCAAAGGCUUUUCUGUGGAGCUAUGCAUGAACAGGGAAGACGACACUGCACAGAAAGAGAAAACUGAUCACUUCAUUUUCACGUACACCCGAGAGGGGAAUCUGCGCUACUCUGCUAAAUCCCUCUUCAGCCUGGUGCUGGGCUUCAUCUCCGACAAUGUUGAUCACAUUGAUUCCCUUAUUGGCUUUCCUGAGCAGAUUGCUGAGAAGUUAUUUUCUGCUGCUGAAGCCAGACAGAAAUUCACAGAGCCAGGUGCAGGGCUGAGGGCUUUACAGAAAUUCACUGAGGCCUAUGGAAGUCUGGUGCUUUGCUCACUGUGCUUGCGAAACAGGUAUUUGGUGGUUGCAGAAAAACUUGAAGAGAUCAAGUCUUUCCGGGAGCUGACCCGCCUGGAUCUAUCUUGUUGCUGGCUUGGAGAUGAGCAUGAACUUCUAGAACAUCUCACCAAUGAGGCCCUGUCCAGUGUAACUCAGCUCCACUUGAAGGAUAAUUGCUUAUCAGAUGCAGGCAUUCGGAAAAUGACAGCGCCAGUACGGGUGCUGAAAAGAGGCCUUGAGAAUCUAACGCUGUUAGACCUGUCUUGUAACCCUGAGAUAACAGAUGCUGGAAUUGGAUACCUAUUUUCUUUUAGAAAACUAAACUGCUUGGAUAUCUCUGGAACAGGACUAAAGGAUAUCAAAGCCGUUAAGGACAAGCUCCGGACACACAUAGGCCUUGUUCACUCCAAAGUGCCUUUGAAGGAAUUUGAUCACAGUAACUGUAAAACAGAGGGCUGGGCUGACCAGAUUGUCCUGCAGUGGGAGCGAGUGAGCGUGGAAGCGGUGCGGCAGCGGAAAGAUCCGGAGCCUCGAAAGGCAGCUCAGUACUUCUAUCAGAAGCGAGCUCUCACAGAAGCUUCAAGGAAAUGUCCCCUAGCAGAGACCCACAUGAACUCUUCUGGAAAACUCCAGUUCUAUAGGGAGAAGGCUCCGGACUGCCAUGAGCCACUGUUGAGCCAAGAAUCAAAGAAGAGCAAAAAGAGAGCUUUCGAGGAGUCAGAGCAGGAGCAGAGCUCGCCGCAGUCAGCUAAGCAGAAGUGUGUGUGUCUGGCUGUGGAAGACUGGGAUUUGCUCAAUUCCUACUGACUGACACAUACAGUUGAUACCCCCUCACCUCAGCACAUGAGAUGUGGAGGACUGCUGGUGAUUUUCUUUUGGUUUGGAUUUACCUUUGGCAUUAGCAUAGCAAGCAGAUAUUUCUACUUUUGUGGUGGGGGAGGGAAGGCUAUGGACGUCUGUAAUAAUUUCUAAUGUAUAUUUUCAAUACAUAGUAAUUUUUUCAAAUAAACUCUUUUGCUCUCGUUGAA